AUGGGCUCGGUAAAGGGCAAUCGUGGUCCUCCCCGACCGACGUCGAGCGCUUUCUCCACGAGAUGCCCAAGCUGCCAAGAGCUCGUGUCGGCCGACGCCACGCGCGAUCUGUGGCUGGUGCUCCGCCUCGACGCGGUGCUCGAGCGUCGCAUCACGCGAUGCCCAAGCUGCCAAGACCUCGUGUUAGCCGACGCCACGCGCGAUCUGUGGCUGGUGCUCCGCCUCGACGCGGUGCUCGACCGUAGCAUCCCGACCGCGGCGCGUGCCCUCGACACCUUUCCAGCCAUUGAGGCGCGCGGGUCCUCGUCCAGCGCGCAGUGGCCGCACUCUGCGACCACGACCUUUCGCUCGUCGGUUUGCGCGUUUGCGCCAGUGGGCCCACAAAAUCACAGCUUGCCCAGUUGCAACUUCCACGUUCGCGAGCUUGAAGGUCUCCUGCGCAUGUCCACCAACGUGUCUAUCGCCACGCUCCACGCCUCCGCCAACUUGCUGCCAACGGUGCUGGCGCCGCCCUUUCGCGUAUCGAAGCUCAAUCCGUACAACUUCUCGUCGUGCAGAGACGCAUUGCUGGCGCUUCUGCCGUGGCUGGCAUUGAUCUUGGACCUGGACGAGAGCGACGGGAUUCUGAGCAGCCUCAAUGUGAACAACGCGCCUCUGCGUCGUCUCACGGAGCUCAAUCUGUGCUCGGCCAUGCACCGCGUCGUGGAUGGCAUAGCUCAGUUGCUCGACCUCUCCAAGAUGAAGAUGCCGAGUCUCUCGGGCACCGACGACGAAGACAUCGAGUGUCCGUUGGCGAUGCUUGCGGCGAGCCUCGCAUCCUUGCACGCUCCGUCGCCCUGUGUUUUGAAUCUCGCGCGCAACUAUUUCAACGAAGACGACGUCCAACCGCUCAUCAAAGCGCUUGCCGCGAGCACCAAUCUCACGAGUCUCGCAUCGUCCAAGCGUGGAAGAAGCAAGCUCCUCGCGAUGGUCGCUGCGUGUGGUGUGCGCAUGACGGCAGACAACUUGGUGCUGCGCCUCGACAGCCCCGGCGUGCAAGGUUAA
Messenger RNA from Saprolegnia parasitica CBS 223.65, 1044 nucleotides. RefSeq lists its product as hypothetical. NCBI's taxonomy places the organism in Eukaryota, Oomycota, Saprolegniomycetes, Saprolegniales, Saprolegniaceae. The record is from RefSeq and is a predicted model, not a curated record. The coding region runs from base 1 to 1044 and encodes 347 amino acids. The transcript is spliced from 3 exons.